UGUGUGUAGAGGAGGCAGUUUGUAGCAGCAGUGGGGAUAAAGUCACACUCAUUGUUACACUCACACACAACUGUGUGUGUAGUCUGCAGUAAAAGUUGAGUAAAAGUCGCUCUCAGCUCUCUGGAGACAAAGUCCAGCGCCGCACUGUACGUGGCAGCAGCAGACAGACAGACAGCUGACAGACAGACAGACAGUAGGCAGACAGACAGCAGGCAGACAGACAGGCGCAGUGUCUAACAGCGGCGGUGUGUGCGGACUGUCGCUGCGGGGUGAAGAGGACCGGGGCCCGGCUGUCUGCUCUGGCCAUGCGGGGGAGAGGAUGGGGGAAGAGGCAAGAGUUUCUCCGCUCAAGAACUUCGUGGCUGGGGGGGUCGCCGGAGCCUGUCUGCUACUGGCGGGACACCCACUGGACACCAUCAAGGUGAGGCUUCAGACGCAGCCCAAAGCCUCCUGCGCUCAGUAUGUGCUCUACACAGGAACCUACGACUGCUUCCGCAAGACCAUAUCCAAAGAGGGUAUCCUCGGCCUCUAUAAGGGUAUGGGGGCUCCUCUGGCGGGCGUGGCUCCGAUGAUGGCCAUCAGUUUCUUUGGGUUCGGUCUGGGAAAACAGCUCCAGCAGACAAACCCUGACAAACCUCUAACGCACACUCAAAUAUUCCUGUCUGGCUGUCUGGCAGGGGUCUUCACUACAGUGAUCGUGGCUCCAGGAGAGAGAAUCAAAUGUUUACUGCAGGUGCAGGCUAGCAGUGGCAAGGCGAGGUACUCGGGUCCGCUUGACUGUGCAGUCAGACUCUAUAAGGAGCAGGGGAUCCGCAGUGUCUACAAAGGGACUGUACUGACUCUCAUCAGAGAUGUGCCUUCUAAUGGUCUCUACUUCCUGACAUACGAAUACCUCAAACGCUUCCUGACACCUGAGGGUCAAAGUGUUUCUCAGCUCAGCACUCCCAAAAUCAUCCUGGCUGGUGGUGUAGCAGGGAUAUUAAACUGGACGAUCGCUCUUCCUCCGGAUGUCCUCAAGUCCAACUUCCAGACAGCUGCAGAUGGGAAGUACAGAGGUCUGGUGGACGUCCUGAGAACGCUGCUGAGAGAAGAAGGACCUACAGCCCUCUAUAAGGGAUUCAAUGCCGUCUUUCUGCGAGCCUUCCCUGCCAACGCGGCCUGUUUUUUGGGGUUUGAGGUGGCUUUGAAGGGACUGAACGCGCUCGCACCCAGUUGGUGAAAUGAGCCUGUAACUGGGAACCAGUCUGAACCAGCCUCUCUCAUCUGUUCCUCUGCAACACAAAACUGUUAUUAGUGUUUUUAGUGUCUUUGGAGUCACACGUCAGGAUGUUUAAAUGUAAUGAAUUAUUGUACCCUUAAAUGUGAUUUUACAUUUAAUUUUACAAAUAAUUUGUUUUAUAUUGUCAUCCUUAAACUCACUUUUUGUGAGUAACAGCACGACAUAAAUGCACACUUAUGAAUGUAUGAUUUUAGGAUAUAAAAUAAAACAUUAUUUGUUUUUUGA
This is a messenger RNA of Morone saxatilis (striped sea-bass), 1504 nucleotides long. RefSeq names its product mitochondrial carnitine/acylcarnitine carrier protein. The record is from RefSeq and is a predicted model, not a curated record. Lineage: Eukaryota; Metazoa; Chordata; Actinopteri; Moronidae. Gene Ontology annotation, molecular function: O-acyl-L-carnitine transmembrane transporter activity. The transcript has 9 exons. Gene Ontology annotation, biological process: carnitine transmembrane transport; mitochondrial transport. Gene Ontology annotation, cellular component: mitochondrial envelope. The coding region runs from base 320 to 1219 and encodes 299 amino acids.